Messenger RNA from Ipomoea nil (Japanese morning glory), 681 nucleotides. Its product is annotated as protein TIFY 5A-like. The record is from RefSeq and is a predicted model, not a curated record. Bases 212 to 556 code for a protein of 114 amino acids. The transcript is spliced from 3 exons. NCBI's taxonomy places the organism in Eukaryota, Viridiplantae, Streptophyta, Magnoliopsida, Solanales, Convolvulaceae.
GUCUUUAGGACAUUUGGCUGCUCAAGUUUCUAUAGAACGAAAGAGAGAGAAAUAGAGAGAGAGAAAGAAAGAUAUGUUGUUUCUAAAUGUCUCCUUCUUAUAACACUUGAUAAGGUGAAGGGGAGAAAAAUAUUAACUUUUCAUUUGAUAGUUUUAUGUUCUAUUUUUUAUUUGUUAUAGAAAUAUAUACAGGCCGGGAAAAAAAAUAAGCAUGAUGAAGAGAAAGAGUGACACUUCUUUGCCAUAUUCAAAGUUCCAAAUUCAUUCGGUGGCAUGUCCAUCCCUCAGAAAGAGAAUUACAAUUUUGUACAAUUCAAAAACUGGUUUCAGUGAUGAUGCAUCUGAGCUGCAGAUCCUAGGCAUCCUUUGGCUUGCAAGAAGAGAAGUGGAAGAAAAAGACAACAUUAAGAGAUCAAAUUUGAGGUUGUCAUCUCCUCAUCAACAUCAUCACCAAUGGCAUAGCCCUCUUACUCCUGCAGGGUUGUCUCUGAAGAAAUCUUUGCAAAGAUUUUUGCAGAGGAGAAGAGACAGGAUUAGAGCUGCAGCCAUUAAUUAAUCCUUACUAAUAACAUUAUUAAUUACUCCAAUAAUAAUAAAUCAUGCAUUAAGAGCUGAGGAUAGAUGCAGAUAUCAUCAUCCUAGCUAGUAUCAAGGAUAUAUAUAUAUAUAUAUAUAUAUAUA